AAUUUUAUAAUGUACAUCACCUUAACUACCAUAAAUGUGUAAUCUCAUGUGAUCUUUUAUCUGAAAUGAACUAAUUAUGUUAAUUGCAUUUAUUCUUUCUACAAGUUAAUAUUAAUUGCAUGUAUUCUGUCUUGUUCUACAAGUUAAUAUUUUACAUGACCAAAUUACCCCCACUAAAAUUAUACAAUUCCAAUUUAACCAGCCCUAAAUUCAAUUAUCAUUUUCUUGGCACCCAUUGCCCUCGUUCCCCACCAGCCAUGAAACCUCCUUCACUAGCCAUCACACUUCUCCGACCAACCACCACCUGCCGGUCCUCUCCAGUCCAGGCCCUCUAAGGCUUUGGUGCUAAUUUAUUUUAGGUGUUGAUUUGUAUUUUGAUUUGAAUGUGCUCCGAGAUCUGAAAUGUUGGUAUAACUUUCUAUAUGAAAUAUAUUAGCUAGCCAUGCCUCUGAGAUAUGUAUAUACGUGCCUUUCUUUUUUCUGCUUUAACAUUUGGUUUCCGAUUUCUGUUUGUAUUCUUUUAUAGUUUUGGUGUUCAUAUAAUAUGUUGGAUUUUUAGUCCAAAUUAUAUUUCUGCAGUUGGUAGUUCUUUAACUGCUUUUGGAUGUUUGACCUCGAAAAUUUGAAGGGUCUAAUGCAUUGAAAUGAUUAAUAUUUAAUGGCAGAUUAUGUUUUUUUUUUGGGUGGUUAUGAAUCUCAAUCUUCAGAGCUAAUAUUAUAGUCUUUGGCAAUUGGCACACCAUCUGUUUGAUAGAAGUUCUGACUUAAAGUCAUUUCUCUUUUGUCUUAUCACUCUUUAUCACUCUUCAUUGGUGUUGUUGCAGAUUUUGGCAAAAAUUUUUUACUAAUUUUUAUGUUAUUAUUGUGGUCACUUACCAAGUUAGGAUUCUACUUAGCAUAUAAGAAUGCUUCAUAUUUUUGGAUUUAGUACAGUGAGGAAUUUACUAACCUAAAGCUCUUGAUGGAUAGAGUAAAAGAAUGUGUAGUAUGAAUUUGUUGUUAAGCAAUAUAACAUGUUUGCAGGCUGGUGUUCUUCUUUUUGUGUAUACAAAACUGUAAUUAUGUUCUCACAAUAUUGCAAAACCAACAACAAAGGAAACUCAAAUUGACUUGUGCAAUGUAUUAUUUUUUUUUUCUUGAGAUGUAGAUCAUACAAAGUCCAAAUUACGCAUAAUUAAGUAUUUAAAUAUAUAUAUAUAUUUAUAUUUACAAUUAUAAUUCUUUUUUUUUUCUUUUUUGACAAUUGACCAAUUUUUAUUGAUUUGAAUCAUGAAGAACUUAUAAAUAUGUUUAUAUUUAGGCUAGAAAUUUAAAAUAAAUUAAUAGUAUAAUAAUAUCUAUUUUGGUCAUUUUAUAGUAAUCAUCAAAUAAGCUAUAAAUAAUUUACCAAACACUCAUAUACAACUUUUUCAACUCACCUCUAAAUCUAUAUUUACCAAACACUCAACAACUGUUUUAGCUGAUUUUUCUCACAGCAAUGCUGAUUGUUGCAUAAACUGCAGCUGUACGAAACUGUCCCUUAUUAUACUUAGGUGUUUGGUUAAAUGUUUGAAUGAGAGAAAGAUAGCUAAUAUUAACUACUUCUAACAAGAUUUAGGGUCCUAUCAGCUUUAUGGGUUGAGAAGUUCGGUCUGGCUCCAGAGUGCUUUCUCUCCAGUGUCAUCUGGGGUCGGUGUUCCAGAGGUCUUGUCAAGGGUAGAAUUCUAAGUAAGUGAACUCCACAUGGAAUUGGAGAUGUGGGAGGUUGUCCACAUCCCGGAUAAGCCCCAAAUUGCACCCAAUCAACAGCCCACUGUGAAUGUAUUGGCUGCAGUUAUUGAGCCUAAGCUCACCAACGUUCUUAUAAGGCGUUUGAACCAAAUUGCUCCCCUUGAAAAUCUUCGUCAUUUGAAGCGGGUGCAAAAGAAACUUCUAGAAGGAGGAAAAAUUCAGCUAUCGGUCAUCUUAUGUGUAGCUUCCGAUGAGAGCAAUGAGUCAUGCAGUAUGCCACAUGAUGUGCAGGAGCUUAUCAAUUCCUACCAGUUGAGUGUUUUUCAAACGAAAGUAUGCCAAUAUGCUGCAUUGUCAAAAGAAGAGUGGGAAGAACAAUGUAAGCUGUGGCCAACUUCGUAUCAUCCUCCAACCUAUAACAUUGACGGUAUUACUGGAUUCAGUAAAGAGGACAGCCAAUCAAUUUUUAUCUUUAUGAACAUGGCUAUUCACUUGGCAAUAUCUGGCAAUGGUUUGGUUGUCAAUGCUGCUGUUAUAGUUGAUCCUUUGGUUAAACAGGUAGUUGCUACCGCAUAUGAUCAGGUUUGUUCUUGGGAUAUUGAAGCAGACAAGGUUACUCUUGAAACCAACUGCCUUAGAAAGCCAGCAGCCCUUGAUUUGAGUACUGAUUCCGAGGGAAUGGUGAGCCAUAAAACUUUGCCGUCUACUUGUCUCCAGGAUGAAACAAAACAAUUAUACACUGGCGUGUCUUGUUUAUAUCCUUGGAGGUGGGCCGAGCAGCAGCCAGUACAUAGUUCUGGUUGUUGGCACCCUUUACGCCAUGCUGCUAUGGUUGCUAUUGAAUCUUCUGCGGCCAGGGACAGGCUCCUUUUCCCCAGUUCAGGUGACAUCCAAGAUACGCCAAUUGAUGUUGAUAACAAGCAGUAUUCUAUGGGCUCUCCUGCAAAAAAACAAAAGACAAAUAUUGAAAAGAUUGCGGGUAAUGGUAUCAAGAACAUUUGCGAGGAAGAUUCGCAUUCUUUAUCAGCCCGGCCAUAUCUUUGCACUGGUUAUGACAUCUAUCUUGUGUGGGAGCCAUGUACUAUGUGUGCAAUGGCCCUGGUUCACCAGAGAAUUAGGCGUAUAUUCUAUGCUUUUCCGAACCCCAAUGCUGGAGCACUAGGUAGUGUUUAUAGACUACAAGGAGAAAGAAGCCUGAAUCAUCAUUAUGCUGUAUUCAGGGUGAUGGUUCCUGAACAGGUUCUUGAUGGAGCUCACCACCAGACUUAGCUUAUUUAUUACAACUUCAAACUCUUGUUUUAAAGAUAGAGAGAAAAUCAUUCUUUUUGUUGGAUGCUUUUUCUUAUGUUUGAUUGGAACGUUGCGUUUAUUGACUUGAAAGUUGAAAUUUGUUUAUUAUGUAUUAAAUGCACUAAAUUUUAAACCCCGAUUGAGGGUGACAUAAACGAAAACAUUAAGGUCUUGUUUGAAGUAAAGUAGAAGAAAAAAAAGAGGAAAAUUUACACUAAGCAUCAUUUUUUGUA
Messenger RNA from Humulus lupulus (European hop), 3233 nucleotides. Its product is annotated as tRNA-specific adenosine deaminase TAD3. The record is from RefSeq and is a predicted model, not a curated record. The transcript is spliced from 9 exons. Gene Ontology annotation, cellular component: cytoplasm; nucleus. Gene Ontology annotation, biological process: tRNA wobble adenosine to inosine editing. Bases 1723 to 2979 code for a protein of 418 amino acids. NCBI's taxonomy places the organism in Eukaryota, Viridiplantae, Streptophyta, Magnoliopsida, Rosales, Cannabaceae. Gene Ontology annotation, molecular function: tRNA-specific adenosine-34 deaminase activity.